GAAUUUUUAAAAAUAAAAAUUCUGCAACAAAUUUAAUUUUAAUUAAACAACAAAAAAUAUUUAAAAUGAGAAGCACAAAUAUAAACAAACAAUUAAAGCUUGCUAAAAUUAAUUUUGCUGUUAAACAAACUGAUCUUUUUAAAAAGAUGGCGUCUAAAAAAGGAGAAGAAAAUAAUGAUCAAUUUUUAGAAAAAAUGUUAAAGGUUCAAGAAAAAUGUACUGAACAUGUCUUUUCAGACACACGACGACCUUUAAAAAGAAAACGUAAUCAAGCAGAGGUUUUAGCACCUCAAGAGAAUUUUGAUUUCAAUCGUGAAGCUAGUGUUGCUUUCACUCCUGAACCUCAAAUGAACCUGAACUUUAGUGCAGCUUUGAAUGAUUUAGCAAAUCGUGCACCAACUAGAACUGGUCGCACGGGGGACGAUAGUGAUCCAAAAAGAAAGAAGAAUGGAUCAAGAAAAGAUAAAACAAAUGGAGAUGGUGAUUUUGAAGUUACGGAGACUACGGAAAAUGAAAAGCGCUUGAAAAAAAAGAAGAAAACAACUGGUGAUAUGAGUAACGAUGGUCCAUCGUCGUUUAAUAAAGAAAAUUAA
Molecule: messenger RNA, 593 nt
Organism: Meloidogyne enterolobii
Lineage: Eukaryota; Metazoa; Nematoda; Chromadorea; Rhabditida; Meloidogynidae
Source: the annotation of a GenBank genome assembly